UUACAUACUCCUAAGGAGGCUACGUAAACCUUCGAAGGAGUCGUCACAAAUCUUGUUUUCUCAAAAGAAUAACGAACAGCUCUUAUCUUUAAAAAAAACAAAUAUAUAUCCUAAGAGCUGUUCAAGUUCAAAAACAAUUUGAUUAAUAGAAUUCAAUAAAAAAAAAGAAAAAAAAGACAAAUAUGUCAUACUACGACGAUGACUCCAAGAGGAAGAGAAGGUAUGUUAUCAUCUCAAUCUCCUCUGUUCUUCUCAUCUCCAUGGUGGUGGCCGUUACCGUCGGUGUCAGCCUCAACAAGAACGAAGGCAACGGUGACUCUGACGCACAGAUAACGUCUUCCGUCAAAGCCGUUAAAGACGUAUGUGCACCAACGGACUUCAAAAAGACAUGCGAAGACAGUUUAAACAAGAACGGUAACAACACGACCGACCCGAUCGAGUUGGUCAAGACAGCGUUUAGCGCAACGAUGAAGCAGAUCACAGCCGCGGCUAAGAAGUCGCAGACCAUGAUGGAGCUUCAGAAGGAUCCAAGGACAAAGAUGGCUCUUGAUCAGUGCAAGGAGCUUAUGGAUUACGCCUUGGGAGAGCUCAGCAACUCUUUCGAGGAGCUUGGUAAGUUCGAGUUCCAUUUACUCGACGAGGCUUUGAUCAACCUAAGGAUCUGGCUCAGCGCGGCGAUAAGCCACGAGGAGACUUGCCUCGAAGGGUUCCAAGGGACGCAAGGAAACGCUGGAGAGACCAUGAAGAAAGCGUUGAAAACCGCUAUCGAGCUGACACGCAACGGGCUAGCAAUCAUCAGCGAAAUGUCGAAUUUCGUGGGACAGAUGGGGAUUCCUGAGUUCAACAGCCGCAGGCUGUUGUCUCAGGAAAUGCCCUCGUGGGUGGACCAGCGAGGGCGUAGGCUCUUGCAAGCUGCUGCUCCGUAUUCGGAUGCUAAGCCCGAUAUAGUGGUGGCUCAGGACGGGAGCGGUCAGUAUAAAACGAUCAACGAGGCUCUGAUGUUCGUCCCUAAGAAGAAGAACACGACCUUCGUGGUUUACAUUAAGGCUGGUGUCUACCAAGAGUACGUUCAGAUCAACAAGAGCAUGACUCAUCUUGUGUUCCUCGGUGAUGGUCCGGAGAAAACUAUCAUAUCCGGUAACAAGAAUUACAAGGACGGUAUCACUACCUACCGUACCCAAACUGUUGCUAUCAUUGGAGACAAAUUCAUUGCCAAGAACAUGGGAUUCGUUAACACAGCUGGUGCAGCUAACUUCCAAGCUGUUGCGGUCAGAGUUCAAUCAGACGAGUCCAUCUUUUUCAACUGUAGAUUCGACGGCUACCAAGACACCCUCUACGCUCACUCUCACCGUCAGUUCUACCGUGACUGUACCAUCUCAGGCACUAUCGAUUUCCUCUUUGGAGACGCGGCUGCUGUGUUCCAAAACUGUACUUUGCUAGUGAGGAAGCCGCUUCCGAACCAGGCGUGCCCGAUCACAGCCCACGGUCGUACUGACGCGAGGGAAGCAACAGGGUUUGUGUUCCAGGGAUGUACUAUUGCCGGGGAGCCGGAUUACUUGGCGGUCAAGACAACUAGCAAAGCCUAUCUUGGAAGGCCGUGGAGAGAGUUUUCAAGGACUAUUUUCUUGGGCAGUUUCCUCCCUGAUUUCAUCCAGCCACAAGGAUGGAUGCCGUGGAUGGGGACCUUUGGUCUUGACACGUUGUUCUACUCUGAGGCUCAGAACACAGGACCGGGAGCAGGACUUGCUAACCGGGUUACUUGGGCUGGAAUCAAGAAGUUGAGUAACGAAGAGAUCCUCAAGUUCACACCGGCUCAGUACAUUCAAGGUGACCUUUGGAUUCCAGGCAAAGGUGUUCCUUACACUCCUGGCCUCUUGGCUGCCAAUCCUAAUGCUGCAACCACAACCCCAAGCGCCUCAGCUGCUUCAGGUACCUCCUCCUCCACGGGCACAAGUGGUGCUGGCUCGGUUUCUCCAUCAGCUGCUCCUGUUUCUCAAGUAGCUUCCCAAGUUUCUCCAGCAACUGCCCCAGUUGCUUCUCCAGCAGCUGCCCCAGUUGUUUCUCCAGCAGCUGCCCCGGAAGGUUCUUUGAAGAUGGCUUCAACAGGGACAAGUGGUGCUGUCUCGGUUUCUCCAGCAUCUGCCCCGGAAGGUUCUAUCAUGAUGGCUUCAAUGGAGAGACCUGGUGCUAGCUCAGUUUCUCCAGUUUCUCCAGCAGCUGCCCCGGAAGGUUCUAUCAUGAUGGCUUCAAUGGAGAGACCUGGUGCUGGCUCAGUUUCUUCAGCAGCUGCUCCGGAAAGUUCUAUCAUGAUGGCUUCAAUGGAGAGACCUGGUGCUGGCUCAGUUUCUCCAGUAGCUGCCCCAGAAGUUUCCAUCAAGGUGGCUUCAUCGGAGACAACUCAGACAAGUGAAGUUUCUAUCAUGAUGGCUUCAAUGGAGAGACCUGGUGCUGCUGCCCCGGUUUAUCCACCACCUCCUCCCUUUUAUCCUGACAUUGCAUUGUCUAACUAAAAGAUCCAUUAAGAUGCCAUAUGAUGUCUUUUUUUUUCUUACUAAAACCUGGAUACAAAAAACAUUUGCAUAACCUUGAAGAAUUCAGGAUUAUUGAUCUA
This is a messenger RNA of Raphanus sativus (radish), 2611 nucleotides long. RefSeq names its product probable pectinesterase/pectinesterase inhibitor 21. Bases 183 to 2510 code for a protein of 775 amino acids. The record is from RefSeq and is a predicted model, not a curated record. The transcript is spliced from 2 exons. Gene Ontology annotation, biological process: cell wall modification. Gene Ontology annotation, molecular function: pectinesterase activity; pectinesterase inhibitor activity. Lineage: Eukaryota; Viridiplantae; Streptophyta; Magnoliopsida; Brassicales; Brassicaceae.